Messenger RNA from Colletotrichum chrysophilum, 1668 nucleotides. RefSeq lists its product as uncharacterized. The transcript is spliced from 3 exons. The record is from RefSeq and is a predicted model, not a curated record. Lineage: Eukaryota; Fungi; Ascomycota; Sordariomycetes; Glomerellales; Glomerellaceae. Bases 1 to 1668 code for a protein of 555 amino acids.
AUGGCUUCGCGCGAGAGCUUCGGCAGGAUUGGCUCGGACGACGAUUGGGAGGAGAUUGCUGACAACUAUUCCGUCAAGUCGUUAUCCUCCGACGAUGAAGAAGACGAGAAGCCCGCCGCGUCUCCCGUCCCGACCCGAUCCAAAGUCGAAUCUUCUCCUCGCAGUCAGACGUCUCCAACUCGACAUGCACCCCAAGUCAAUGCAAACCACGAUGCGAACGAUGCGAACAUGUCCAACCUAGGAGAUGCCCUAUCAGCGGUCGAUAUUGGCAGUCAGUCUGCUCCUAGACCGACCAGCCCCGUGUCCGUGGACAAGAUGGCAGCGAUGAAGACCGCGUCCGCAUCGAAGCCAAAGGCCCCGCUGCCGCCGAGCCAGCAAGAUUCCAAUGGCUCAAAGACAUCUGAUGUCAGCAAUGAAUCAACCUAUCCUAUCCUGCCGUACAAUGAUGCAACCCAGGAGUUGGGCAGCUGGAAACAGUCAACAAUGGGCAAAGUCACUUCCACUCCUCUCAAGAAUCUGAAUCCCCAGGAGUCAGGCCCCAGAAGAGGCGCGAAAGGCGCUCCGAGAAUCGGCGCCAUGUCAUUGGAAGGUUUUACUGAACAAGAGCGAAAGCCGAAAGAGGUGGUCUCGCAAUAUGGAGCGUCCUUUGGUGCAUCGACCCAUGACACGGUACCAGUAUCUCUUGGCGACACACUGGACCUCGACGAGACCUCCACAGAUCCCAUCGUCAUCGACAAUGCCCUACAGUCUCUUUCACGCAUGCUACGAGACACCAGCCCAGCACUUUGCAUAAUGCAUCUGAAGCAUGCGACGAAGGUCCUCCCUGCUUGCAAGUCUCUUCUGGCUCAGGUUGACAGUCUCACGCCCAUCCUUGCCGCCUAUGCAGCAAAGUGCAAUCAACCCACUACCACGGCGAGAGACGUCCCGCUGGAUGCUAGUCUGAUGAUGUGGAUCGUUUCACUCAGCCGCACUUUGUGGGAGAUUGGUUUUGAAUUCAAGAUCGUCGAGUCCAACAAUCCUGGCUCAAGCAGUCCAAAGCGUGCUCCUUCGCUUGAGACAUUGGUUGGUGAGCUUGAGAGCGCCGCGAAGCAAAUGGACGAAUUUCUCCCCAUCAUUCAAGCUGAUUUCGCCGAAUUUCAGAAGAAGCCAAUGUAUGUUUUCCCUGGUAUCACAGCGGCACCCGCACCCAAAUACGAGAUCGAAACUCCCAAUGACUAUCAACGACCUCGCAUCCGGCAGACUAUGUAUGGCCUGAAAAAGGAACUGCAGCAUGCCAUUUCCAUCCUGAAAGACUGUCAGAGAUGGCUUCCUGACGCUGCCAAGGUUAUAGUGGGUGAUGUUACUAAUGGCAUGGGCAUUCUUUUCGAUGUCGUUGGCGGCAUCAUGGCCAGCAAUGGUCCGGCGUGGAUAGAGGGCCUUACGUCGGAGACUGAAAGGCCCAGACUCAUCAACUACUCCGAGUUCGGAAACCUGGAUCCCAUCGUAAUCGAGGACUACAGCGCUCGCAUCCAACAGAUAUGCGGCUUGGUUCACAUUGACGCAGCUGAAAGCCGUACGUGGUCCGAGGAAAUGAUUCGGGAGCAUCACGUUUGCAUGCUCAUCGAGCAACAACAAAUCGACUCGUUGGAGCACAUUGUUUCAGUCUUGAAGGGGAUGCUGCUUCGUUAA